CUGGAGGAGAAGGUUCAAGGAGACCAAGAGCUACUGCAGCAGCUGGAGCCCUUUCUGCAGAGUUCAGCAGAGAAGCUUCAGGACCUGAAGAGGCGCAGGCUGGAUCUGCGUAAAGAGGGGAACGCUCUGAUCGAUUUCUUGUGUGAAGACAAGGACACCUUUAAGCUGGACGAGUGCUUCCGCAUCUUUCAAGACUUCUGCAUCAAGUUCAAGAAAGCUGUCAAGGACAACGUGGACCGUGAGUUGAAGGAAGCUGCCAGACAGCGUCGUCUGAGGGAGUUGGAGGAAAAGCGUUUUGCUUGGUCGGGUACAGAUAAGAGUGGUGUAUUUGGUCGGAGCAGCAGCGAGAACGAUGUAGAGAUGCUCACUAAAGAAGGCCUGCUGGACUUUUUCCAGCAGAGGGCUCAGAGUCCACACAGCCCGCUGGGACGCUCAGCCAGCGCCCGCCGCCAUCGCCACACCAUGACCUCCAUAGCAGACCGAGAACUCCAAGGAUACCUGGAGCUAUUUGGGGGCACUGGGGAUCCCGCUGACUAUUCUAAGUUUAACAGCCUACCUCGGUCGGGCCGCGCUUUGCAGCGCAGGACAACCCCCUGGAUCUUAGCCCAGGAUGACAACCGUGAGCUGGGCUGCGACAGACAGGUAACGUCUCCACAUGCAGAAACUGAGCCUGUGAGUCCGCUGGCCAGGUUUUCCUCCUCUGGCUUAAAUGAUAAAGACCCCUACAACAACAAUAAUUACUCAUCUGUGUCAGAAGGCAGCGUUCUGCCUCGGUCCUUGUGUGUCUUUAAGAAGCCCUUCCAUCUUCCCGACCCAACAGUUAGCGGCCACUUGAAUGUUUGUGUUGAGACGCACACUUUAGUUAGAGGUCCUCAAGCUUUUGACCUACCUAGUCCAAAUAAUAACAGUAAUCAUAUGCACUUUGUCAACAAGGGGGAUGUUGUGGUGACAGAUUUGGAAAAGGAGAGACAGUCACCUCCCUUAAGUCUGGACUUCCUCCUGGAUGAUAACGUUUUUGAAAGAGGAGCAGAUCCCAAGGCAGCCUGGGAAGGGAAAAUAGAUCCUCUCCCACAGGUUCGGGUCUCUCCUGAGAGAGAGAAAGAAGAGGAGGACAACAGUACAUUUUCAUCAACAACCUGUGAUACACCCCUCCCACUAGAUACCUCUGUAUCCAAUAAGAAACCAGUGUUUUAUAUACUUGACUGCACAGAAACAGACUGCUCUGUCACUUUGGAUUACUCAGAGGUUGAAAGCUCGUCUCUAACGAAGGAGGGACUUUAUUUCACAGCUGACUGUAGCAAAGAUCAGGAGAGCCAACAAGAUCCAAGCUCUCUAUCCUCUAAUUUGGAGUCUCCCAACGACCAGUCUGUUUCAACCAAUGAGCUUUCAGCGACAAAAUCUAUGGACACAGCCUCCAUGACUCCGUCUGCUUCCAAAGAAGAGUGGGACACGGACAGCUGUGACACCGCUGAGGGAAAACAAGGUGUAAAAGAUGCACCGAGAAGCAGUAAAAAAACUGUGCAUACAAAGGGCAAAGCUAACAAAGCGACUAAGUGCAUUGGAGGUCGCGGUGUGCGAAUGCUGACCAGCAACGAGAGCCAGGGUAUGCGGAAGGUUGUGCCCAUUAGCAAGCUUACAAGGACAGGUAGCAACAAGAGAGCAGAGAGACCUUUGGCGCAUGACAGUGGAGAAUCACGCCGGCCUCAUCGUGACCAGAGCACCCCAGCGAGAGGAAGGAGUGAGAAGACCGCAAAACCUCCUCGUCACUCCAGUCUGCCUCCUGAUGAGGCAAAAGCUUCAAGGGGUGGUAGCCUCACAGGUGGCUUUUCGAGAUGGGCACGCGAUUCAACACCCAGAAAGGCUUCCAUCCACAAGCCGAGCGCCAAACCCCUAAGGAACAUCCCCAAGCCAGUUCCUGAGGAGAAGAUGUGCCGCUCCACCAUGAGAGCCCUGGCACAGGCCCAAGCUCAGGCUCAGGCUGGAGCUUGCUCUGAGAACAGCAGCUCUCACACACUGAGCACAAAAAACACCUCAGAUGUCCCCAACUUUGCCCGCAACACCGUAGCUUCAUGUUCCAGGACCAAGAAGGAGCUGGUACCCCCAUCCAUCCCCUCAGUCCCUUCCGUCCCCACCACCCCGUCUCGCAGCCCCUCUCUUGUAAGUCGACGUACCUCGGUGAAGCAGAAUAGGUUGCCACCCACAGUUCACGCUAACGAGGAGCGGCCCAAGGGGACAAACCUGCGACGAGUGCAAAGUGUGAAAGCGGCCAGUCGCAGCGCCUACCGCAGCGAGACUCCCACACUGCCUACGAAGCAUGAAGAUAUCCGUAAGACUGGUAGCUUUUCUGAAAAGUCUGUCCAGUCUAGAGACUCUGUGACGACAAGCAGAAGUGCUAAACCAACCUGGAAAUAAAUAUAAACAUAGCUAGUGUAGAAAGAGAGACUUUCUCCCUCAGUUUGAUGUAAAUUGAUAUUCACUCUUCUUUUCCAUCUACAGUGCAGAUGUAUCCUCUCAUAUCAUGCAAAAGACUGGAGUAAGAAAAAAUUUCAGCUAUUUCACCUUAUAGGGUUCCUCCAAUAGCUGACUCUGUAUCAGGUUUAUGAAUUGCAAAGUGCAAGAUGCAAUGAACUGGUUUCACGUGUUCCUAUUUUGAUCGUACAAAAAAGCUAUUGUUUUCGCAACUUCCUUUUUAUCAAAGGGGGGUAUAAACUAAAAUGACAAAUGGCAAAUUGCUGUUUUUACACAGGAGCCUCUUUGCCUGCUUAGCUGUCUAUAUACUGUAUAUGCUAGUGUAUGUGAUUAUGUUGAUGUUGAACACUACUGGCUAUAUAAUGCUGCUAAUUAGCUCCGACAAUUUGAGACUGAGUUCAUAUGUUUCAUUCAGGGUUACAAGAUUUGUUGUAUCUUAACUUGCUGCUGUUAAUGGUGUCUUAGGGGUUUGCAUCCUCCUGUAGAGUAUCGCUCUGUUUGCUUAUUGGUUUCUUUGCUUGAUACCUCAGAAAGAUCGCUGUGGCCUUUUACCAGCAGAGAAAGUAGAAUAUGUUAAUUUGGUUCUGCAUGAUAAAGAUGUAGACAGUACCUGAUAAACUGGUUUGAACUGCAGUGUCACUUUUUACAAAUCCCUGGUAUAUUAAUAUUACUACAACAUAUAAAGUCACAGAUUAUAAGCCACAACUGUGGUACUUGUAUGUGUCAGUAGUUUGUAACUGUGUUAGAACUCCUCCAUAAUAUCAUGGAGUAGAUGUGCACUUAGGAAGUUUUCUGUAUACUGUAGGCUAAUACAUGAUCAAUGUAAAUGCUUUGAAACAAAAGCAUUGAACGCGCCUAAAACAACACUGAAAUGAUCAUCAGUCAUGUGAUUGUUUUGUCACACUGGUCUAAUUUUUCUACUGUGAAUGUAGUCAUCUGAUUUUUUCUCUAGGCCUGCACUUUUCAAGAUUAAAUUACAAAAAU
Molecule: messenger RNA, 3453 nt
Organism: Micropterus salmoides (largemouth bass)
Lineage: Eukaryota; Metazoa; Chordata; Actinopteri; Centrarchiformes; Centrarchidae
Product: FH2 domain-containing protein 1-like
Exons: 3
Source: RefSeq, a predicted model, not a curated record